UGGUCCAAUUCCUUCUUCCAUUGGAAACAUGAGCAGCUUGUUGAUCGCACGGCUUUUCAAUAAUCAACUUGUUGGGUCCAUUCCAAAGGAAAUAGGAAUGUUGGGGUCUCUCAGCGAACUUGAUUUAUCAAACAAUGAUCUCAAUGGAUCCAUCCCUACCACUCUAGGAAAUCUCAGUAAUUUGGCAUUUCUUUACUUCUAUGGCAAUCAACUUUCUGGCUCCAUACCCUUGGAAGUCGGAGGAAUGAGAUCCCUCGUACAUUGCCAACUGCUAUACAAUGAUUUAACAGGCCCUAUCCCGCCGUCCAUAGGGAAUUUGACCAAUCUGAAUAUCCUUCAACUUUUCCAAAAUAAGCUGUCUGGUCCUAUCCCGUCGUCCAUAGGGAAUUUGACCAAUCUGAAUAUCCUUCAACUUUACCAAAAUAAGCUGUCCGGUCCUAUUCCCAAAGAAAUAGGAAUGCUCGGGUCUCUCUCUGUUCUCGGGUUUCAUUAUAACAAUUUCUCUGGCUCGAUUCCAUCCACAAUAGGUAACUUAAGCAAGCUCACAAAUCUGCAGCUAGCCAGCAACAAUUUUGUCGGCCAUUUGCCACAUGAUAUUUGCGCUGGUCGAGCUCUUCAAAAUUUUUCUGCGACUGACAAUCACUUUACUGGUCCAAUUCCGCGAGGCCUCAGAAACUGCACAAGUUUGAUUAGAGUCAGGCUCGAGAACAAUCAGCUCAAGGGAAACAUAUCGGAGGGUCUCGGCACAUACCCUUACUUAGAUUAUCUUGGGUUGAGCAACAAUGAACUUUACGGUGAGCUUCCCCCUAGACUCGGUGAGUAUAGCAAUCUGACAAGCCUGACCAUCUCCAACAAUCGAAUCUCAGGCGUGAUACCUUUUGAGGUUGGCAACAUGACCCGAUUACAUAGACUUGACCUCUCUUCAAAUAGCCUUGUUGGGGAAAUUCCCAAAGACCUAGGAAAAUUGACGUCUCUUCUAGAGCUUUCACUCUAUGACAAUCAUCUUGUAGGCAACAUCCCUCAAGAACUUGGAACAUUGUCCGAUCUGUCAAGCAUUAACAUUGCCGGAAAUAACCUGAGUGGCUCAAUUCCCAGGCAACUUGGGGAGUGUUCAAAUCUUCAGUUUUUGAUUUUAAGUAGAAAUGGUCUUGACAGAAGCAUUCCCGUCGAGAUUAGCAAUCUUCAAUCUCUUCAAAUUCUCGAUCUGAGUCAAAAUUUGCUUACGGGAGAAAUACCUGGACAACUUGGGCUAUUGCGCAAAUUGGAGACACUCAAUCUCUCACAUAAUCAGCUCUCGGGUUCCAUUGCGUCGACCUUUGAUGAUAUGGCAAGCUUGACGUCAAUUGACAUAUCGUACAAUGAGUUAGAGGGUGCCUUACCAAACAUUCCAGCCUUUCGUAACGCUACAAUUGAAGUUGUGAGAGGAAACAAAGGCUUAUGUGGAGUUAUUGCUGGUCUCAAUCCAUGUGCAACGACAAGGUCCAAAGGCAAAAACAACAACAAAAGGCUGCUGCUGAUAUUGGUUCCAACUUUAGCUUGCCUACUCUCUUUGCUUCUUGUUGUGGGAGGUUCGAGUAUCGUACGCCGAAGAGUAAGGAAAACAGAGUCUAGUUCGAAAGAUGGAACCAAUGAAAACCCGUGGGCAAUAUUGAGUUUUGAUGGAGGAAUGGCCUACGAGAGCAUUAUUGAAGCUACGGAGGAGUUUGAUCCCAAAUAUUGCAUCGGUGUGGGAGGACAUGGGAGUGUUUACAAGGCCCGGUUGCAAACAGGGGAGACUGUUGCUGUAAAGAAACUUAAGGAAGCAGUGGACGUCGAAAUUGCUAGUCGAAAAGCAUUUGAAAGGGAGAUUCAUGCGUUGACCGAAACUCGGCACCGGAACAUCGUCAAGCUCUAUGGCUUUUGCUUGAGUUCUCGACAUUCAUUUUUGGUGUACGAGUUCUUGGAAUGUGGCAGCUUGAAGGAUGUAUUGAACAAUGAGGAGAGGAUAACAACAUUUGAUUGGAAGAAGAGAUUGAAUGUCGUUAAAGGUGUGGCUUAUGCUUUGUGCUAUAUGCACCAUGAAUGCUCUCCUCCUAUAAUUCAUCGAGACGUAUCGAGCAAGAACGUUUUACUGGAUGCAGAAUACGAAGCUCACGUCUCUGAUUUUGGCACGGCUAAGGUUCUACAAUCUUAUUCAUCCAAUUGGACUUCAUUUGCAGGCACCUUUGGAUAUGCAGCUCCAGAACUCGCAUACACAAUGGAGGUGAACCACAAAUGCGAUGUUUAUAGCUUCGGAGUGGUGACACUAGAAAUAAUCAUGGGAAGACAUCCUGGCGAUCUCAUAUCUUCUCUUGCAUCCUCAUCUUCAUCAUCCUUGCGCCAUUCAACAGCUUCUUGGCCACUGAAAGAAGUGUUAGAUCAAAGAAUUCCAUUCCCGGAAGGUGGUGUGCUCGGGGAAUUGGCUUUCAUGACAAAGAUGGCAUUUUCGUGCUCAAGUCCCAAACCAGAGCAUCGUCCAAGCAUGCAACAAGUUUCUCGAGCGAUAUCGGCACAUAACUCAAUCGUGUUAAGCGCAUCGGAGGACAUCAAAUUGGAAGAGCUAAUUGAUCCUACAUGCUUCACUUAUUGAGAUGUUUUGGUCUUUCUGUUGCAGCCUGUGCACCAAGCUGUCUCCUGUAUUUUAUUUAUCUUAGUCAACUUCAUUAUCUAUCUUUGCAAUGUAUUAUUAAUUAAUGCAAAGCACUUAAGAUUCACUGC
Messenger RNA from Rhodamnia argentea, 2736 nucleotides. RefSeq names its product MDIS1-interacting receptor like kinase 2-like. The transcript has 3 exons. Lineage: Eukaryota; Viridiplantae; Streptophyta; Magnoliopsida; Myrtales; Myrtaceae. The record is from RefSeq and is a predicted model, not a curated record. Gene Ontology annotation, biological process: protein phosphorylation. The coding region runs from base 29 to 2608 and encodes 859 amino acids. Gene Ontology annotation, molecular function: protein binding; ATP binding; protein kinase activity.